AUGUUGUGUCCACCCUCUUCUAUUUAUUCUUCUUCCUUCUUCCCCUCUUCUUCUCACCUCUCCCUAGCACAAGGAUUACCCAUAGGCUCGACUUCUCCCCAGUCCCCUCCUCAGCAAGUUACUUCGACUAUUCUCCCUGACGAAAAGGGCGAGGGAGAAGUGAGUGACGCUUCUGACGAAGAAAACAUGAUGCGUCAAUCCGGGCCGAUCAGACCAGAGAAAAAGAACAAAGAAGAAGAGAACAAACUUGUUGAGGUCUCUAGACGCAACCGUACUUGGUAUGGGGAAAAGUUUUCUGCAAAGUUCGUUCUCGAAGACGGUACAACAAUCCCAAACAUCAAAAACCGGACUCUGUGCUUUCGAAUUGAAGGGGUGCCAAUUGACACCAAGGUCACCUUUCUUUUUGAGACUGAUUCUGAUUCCGAUGACGACGACAAGUCCAAAUAUCCAGCACAAGUCAUCUUCAGCAUUGAAUCAAUCCGCAGGCUGGAGCUCAACGCCGUUACAUUCAUUACCAAGCCAGACUAUGCAUUGGUAGACUGUCUUAUCCAAGCAGACGCAUGCGUUCCUGUGAACCUCAGCCAACCUCUCGGGGACAAAGAGCUCGACAAGCUCCGUCUUUACAUGCGACAGCUUCCGAACAUGCAGCAUGCAAUCAAAUUCAAGCUUUACAUCCCGAGAGCUAGUUGGGAAGUCUGCAAACUUUCUGACCAGUUUCGUGACCUGUUCAAUGUCAAGGCUGCCUGGGUACCUUAUCGCAGCGUUGCGAAACGCGUUGUCAUGACGCAAGCCGGGCAGCUCAAGUCGCGUCAAGCUGUCGAGAAAGCAUGGGAUGCCAACACAAUAGUCAAGGUUCCGGCAACCAAUUCAUUCUAUAGCUUAGAUGAAGCUGCUGUCAAACUCGUGUAUGGUGCACAUCUCGAGUACCACGUCUCUAUCCUGCAUGCGCAGCGCCUGAUGGGAGUCUACCAUAAGAUUGUUCUACUGCAAUACGGUGAUUUGUUUCUUGGGGCCGUCUCGUUUGGGAAGUUGCGUGACAAGUUCACUCCGUUUAGUCUUCUGGGCCAGUCUCCCAUUAUUCCAGAUGGCACUGCAUGCACGGUUCUCCUUUCGCACGGCCAUGGCAAAGACAAGAUGCGAGGGGUGACCAUACCCAAAGGCAUUGAUAUCUCAGUUUCGUACGACAUCGUUGUGCUUUUAUUACCGGCAGGAGACAACGAGGCAAACUUUAGUCACGGAAUCGAGCACCAGUACGAUUGCAAACUAGUUUUUAAUGUGAGCGAUGAAAAUUCCAAGUUGCAGAUCAAUGCGGUCAACACUCUUUGCACCGAGAAGUUCGCAAGAUGGCACCCCAUUCUGCUCAAUACCGACUAUGCCAUCCUCCCAUCUGUCAAUAUCUUUCAGGGAAUCCCGCGAGACCGAGUUAGAGCGGAAUACCAGAAAGUCGCAAAAAUGAAAGACUGGAAUAAGAAGCAACACGAUGUCUUCAAUCUGUUGCUCAAGGUACCAGGCAACGGUUUUGCAUUCAUUGAAGGCAUAUUUGGCUGCGGUAAGACUUUGGUGCAGGCGAUCUUGGCGAGGUUAAUUGCCGGAUUGGGCUUGCAGGUUCUCAUGGUGGCCCCAACCAACGCUGCUUUGCAAGCCGUUUCCCAAGUUUUGAGCAAUGACGCCCCCGAGUUGCGAGCCGCCAGACUUGUUUUCAGCGGUGCAGAGUCUCUGAAGACGUUCGAGGUGCAAGAGACAGAGACGCUAGACACCGAGAUGGCGAUGUUUGGUCUUCUUCGGGGCGAAAUAUCAAGCCGCAUCGACCGCUAUCAUGUUGUGGGGACGCACAUGAUGAGUUAUCAUAUCGACAAUCUCGUUAGCACCUGUACAGCCGAAGGAAAAGAGCUUGGGUUCAGUUACCAGGCGAAUCCCAAGUCAGAGCUAAAAGAGUACGAUGCCGUUGCUGAGUACAUGAGACUGAAACACCAGAGGUUUUCCGAAUUGCUCCGCGAAUCUAAGAAUGACGAGCAAAAAAUCGAGUUCAUCAAGAACGAACGUGCUAUCUUCCGCAAAGCAUUAGCUACCUUGGAGUCGACUGUGGUCUCCGGGUUACAAGUACUGUUGUGUACGAACCAACUAGCAGCCUCCGAUCUCGUUCGACACAACUUUGGCGUCGGGACAAACGGCAUUAUCAUCAUCGCGGACGAGGAUGGGCAAGCUUUGGAACCCACGGCAUGGCUCCCGAUCACUCUCUUGAGGCACGCCAAUGAUAUCAAAGCCGUUCUUCGCUUUGGUGACAGGCUCCAGCUUCCCCCCUUGGCACUGUCAUCAUUCUCUGAUUUCAGCGAAUUUGCUCCGCAGAUGAACCGUUCGCUUUUCGAUCGCCACUUGAGACAGCACCCCCCUGCGGUAUCUCUCAACACCCAGUACAGGAUGAUCCCAACUCUCUCGCACUUCCCCAACUUUCACACGUAUCAAGGAAGGCUGGUGGAUGCGCGUAUCUGCAAUUCGAUUACUCUGGAUUCUGUUUUUGAAAGUCGCUUCCUGGAAUGGACCAAAUGUCGCAUUUCCAGCGAUGGCGAGUUGCCGGAAAAUAUCGCCAAUCAUGUCGGGAUUUCUGUAUCCGGCUCUGUUGUCGUUUCUGAUCCUGCUACUUGUUCGCGGUCCAAUGCACACCAUGUCAAAGUUGUCAGGGAGCUGUUGAUGACUGUGUUCAAGGAAGCCCCUUACCCGAAAGCUUCUAUUGCCAUAAUUGUUCCCUACAACGCUCAACGUGCCUUGUACUUCGCCGUUAUCAAGGAUCUACAGUUGCUCACAAAGCUGCCAUACGCAAAGCUCCCUCGUGUGUCCACCGUGGAUUCCAUGCAGGGCAAUGAGUCUGACAUUGUUCUUUUGGAUUGGGUCUGUGGCGAGAGUGAUGGCCUAGGAUUCCUCAAGAAUGAUAGGCGGAUCAAUGUAGGCUUGACUAGAGCACGGGCAAGCCUCAUUGUCUUGUACAACGACAACUUCUCUGGAGCCUUGGCCAGGAAAGCAGAACCAAAGGCCAAAAAGCGCGCUGUCGUUCCGCAGCUUGUCCAGCAUUGGAACCAACUCAAGAGAAAUGGAAGAGUUCUCGGCCUCGACUACGGAGAUGAUGCAAACGCUGAGACUCAUAUUAACUCUGCUGUUGAACCUGGUACAUUGGGCAGUGAGGCGGACUCUCAAGAGUGGACAGUUGAAUCUGGCCCAUGGGAGAGCUCAGAAAUUCUUCAGGAUUUUUCGACCACCAACCAAGAUUCUAAUUGGCACCGGUUAUAUUUCUGA
Molecule: messenger RNA, 3288 nt
Organism: Talaromyces rugulosus
Lineage: Eukaryota; Fungi; Ascomycota; Eurotiomycetes; Eurotiales; Trichocomaceae
Exons: 2
Coding region: 1-3288 (1095 amino acids)
Molecular function (GO): 5'-3' DNA helicase activity
Source: RefSeq, a predicted model, not a curated record